Molecule: messenger RNA, 813 nt
Organism: Australozyma saopauloensis
Lineage: Eukaryota; Fungi; Ascomycota; Pichiomycetes; Serinales; Metschnikowiaceae
Product: metalloendopeptidase
Exons: 1
Coding region: 1-813 (270 amino acids)
Biological process (GO): DNA repair
Cellular component (GO): nucleus
Molecular function (GO): metallopeptidase activity
Source: RefSeq, a predicted model, not a curated record
AUGGUCAUACAAGGAAAAGGAAAGGCGCCUAAGGCUCCGAACCAAAAUCGACCAUCGCCAGUUUCUAAAAUUGGUAAGAUAGCGUCGCUCAAAAAGUUUGCUGAUUCGGCAGUGGCGCUUGAUCUCAUGCAUGACUUGGCAAAAGCGGUAGCACCAAUUAUCAACGAUCGUAGGUUUCUGGUAGGCCUCCUCAGUGAAAUGGAUCCUAAGAAUGCGAAUUUACUAGGGUUGAACGUCAACUACGGACAAAAGAUUCUCAUCCGGCUUCGACCAGCCUACAACAAGGCAACUUUUUUGCCUACAAGCGACUUAAUUGGUACUUUUCUCCAUGAGCUUUGUCAUAACGUACAUGGACCUCAUAAUGGCGCGUUUUAUGCACUUUUAGAAUCUCUAAAAAAUCAGUUUAUGGCGGCUUCGUACCUGAAGCAGUACUUUGUAGAGGAAACCAGACUCGGUGGGAACUCCGUUUUUUUGGGAAGUCAAUCUAUUAGAGAUGCAAGAAUUAAAAAGCUUGGAGCAGGAAUUCACAAAGCCGAAACACGCCGUUUAGGUGGUGUAGCUGUGCCUCUAAAUGACCGGAGAAGGAUUAUGCUCGAGGCGGCAGAAAGAAGACAGAAAGAUAACCGAUGGUGUUUGCAAGGCUCAACUUUAGAUGUUCCAUCAUCUACUGAGCUAAAUAUAGAGGUGGUCGACUUGACUGGUGAAGAAAAUGAGCCAGAUUUAGAGAUCGCUAGAAGACCUAAAACAUCGGAAGAUUAUACAGUGGAUAAGCGAGAAACGAAAAUUAAAGUAGUCGAUUUGACCGAUGAUUGA